UCUUCUGAUUGGCAGGUCCAGCCUUUUAGGAGAGACUAAUACCUACCUGCCUGAUGGAAUUAGCCAUGAAGAUCACCCAAUAGGCACAUUCUACACAAAGCCACCUUCUAAAUAUGGCCUUAACCCAGAGCUUCAGAGGAAUCUGAUGACCUGAUGAACAGCUUGAGAAGCACUGAAUUAGAUUAUUUGUCCAUCUGUAUUCUGGGAAACUGGAAGAUAGAGCUAAAAGUUAGGUCAAGUUGGAACAUUUUUGGCUAGGAUAUGUCAUAGAUGAUUUGUUAAUUUUAUAGGAUGCCCAGAAGAGCAAGAACUGAUGAAAAGAGAAGAAAACUGGGUGAAACCAAUUGGGAGUUCUUCCCAGGUUUGAUAAGAGGAGAAUAAUGGUCAUCUAAAUGGGAGAGUACUAGGAGGGAAAAAGAUGAAAAGAUUUUAAAGAAGACAGGCAAAACAAAGGCUUCACCAUUUUGCCUAGGUUGGACCUAGUGACCUUCAUUUGGUUGAGGGGAUCCAGAAAACAAUCAUGGACCUUGUAGAUGAGUUUAAAGAUGAUAUUUCUACCAUCCCACAAGUAUCACAGUCUAAUCAGAAAAGAGAAACCAUGAAAAAGCCAUCUAAAGCCAAAAUGGCCAUUGCUUUAGCCAAGAUCAACCGAGGAGCAUUAAUUCAAGGAUUGACCGGCAUAUCCAGAUCCUCCAAAUCAGUGGCCAAACUCCUGCAGCCUCGACUUGCUUGUAGACUUUUAGAGUUAAGGUGCAUAUCUCACCGCCUGCUGAGGGAAGUUAACGCACCAAAGCAACCCCUAUAUAACAUGCAGAUCAGAAAGGGUUCUUUGUUUGAUAUCAUUUCCUUUCCAGCAAAGACUGCUUUAACUAGCAUAAUGUAUGCUUCAUACGCAGCACUAAUUUAUUUGACAGUCUGUGUUAAUGCUGUUCUGGAGAAGGUAAAGAAAAUUUUCCAAGAAGAAGAAUCCAUAAGGCAAAACAGAGAGGAGAGCAAACAUCUUAGAAAAUCCUUUUCUGCGCCUGCACUUUCUGAGCCUAUGUUUCCCGACGGUGAAAUCAAAGUGAAAUCUUAUUGUUCAUUACUGGAUCAGUCUGACAAUAUUUCAGAUUUUCCUGAUAAUAUGCUGAGUAAUAAGAUCCAGGUUUUACAUUCUGUGUUUGACCAAUCAACUAAAAUAAAUGAAUGAGCAAAUCUGAACAUAAAUAUCACUGAACAGCUUAAGAAUUAUCUAUGUAAUAACAUUUCAUCUGACAAAACUAGGAAACUAGUUUUCAUAUACUGACUACUCUGCUUUUAAAAAGAAUGGGGAGGAACUAGUAAAAUGUCAUUCUCAAGUGUUUAUAUGGUAGAAAAAACAGAAUGAAUCGAUGCAGAAUAUGACUCUGAUUAUUUUUUAAUGAACAUGAAAAUUUACCCUUUGGGGGGUUAGACUUUAUGCUGUGCUUUAUAAUAUAGGAGUAUGUACUGUAUAAUACAUUUAUGUUUUUAUUAAA
Molecule: messenger RNA, 1496 nt
Organism: Myotis brandtii (Brandt's bat)
Lineage: Eukaryota; Metazoa; Chordata; Mammalia; Chiroptera; Vespertilionidae
Gene: SPATA9
Product: spermatogenesis associated 9
Exons: 8
Coding region: 521-1189 (222 amino acids)
Source: RefSeq, a predicted model, not a curated record